Lithohypha guttulata is the source of this 6465-nucleotide messenger RNA. RefSeq names its product DEAD-box type RNA helicase (gene SEN1). The transcript is spliced from 2 exons. Bases 1 to 6465 code for a protein of 2154 amino acids. Gene Ontology annotation, biological process: termination of RNA polymerase II transcription. The record is from RefSeq and is a predicted model, not a curated record. Gene Ontology annotation, molecular function: zinc ion binding; transcription termination site sequence-specific DNA binding; helicase activity. Gene Ontology annotation, cellular component: nuclear body. Lineage: Eukaryota; Fungi; Ascomycota; Eurotiomycetes; Chaetothyriales; Trichomeriaceae.
AUGGCCGAGCACGUACAGGUCAUUCAGGAAUUGAAGCAAUUACCAGACGGUGCUCACAUCUUCUGUCCUAGAUUGUCCGACAACCGGACCGACGACAGCGAUGAUCCUGGUCAAGAAGAUGAUCGUGUGCUAGAAGCGAGACAACGACGGGACAAAUUCUUUUCAGCACUACCUCUCCUUGCCUACGAUGGCCCCGAAUGCUACGAAUACCACCAAUGGCUGUACAAUGCCAUGGACACACAACUCGCCAAGUGCGAAGCCUGUAUCAGACAAUAUUAUCUCGGGAAGAUUGCGUUCAAGGAACAACUGCUGCAAGAAUACGAUGAUGCCGAAGUACAGCAAUUUCUCAGCAUAAUUCACAGAAGAGAUUUAUCCAGAAUCAAGACCGGCCUCGACGACGCAACUGCAACACUCCAACCACUCCCUAAGGAAGAGCGAGGACCAAAGGCGCUAAAUAACAGACAGCUGUUUGCUUUCUUCGAAACCCUACAUUGUGAUGCCUUUUACGACAACGACGAAUUACUAAAAGCACAUUUUGACAGGCCUUUCAACCUCGUUCAAACACAUAGAGAUCUGAGGAUCAAGGACAUCCUACCUGCUGUUACCAAGUUCCUAUUCUCUCCCCACCAACACCGACUAAACUGGGCAAUCAAGACAUACCAACGACUUGGGAGACAUCCUAGCGAUGAAGAGUGGGACUGGGCCAUCAAGAACCUUAUCAAGCAAGAGCUAGAUGCCAUAAAGGACGACAUUGGUCUCGUCCGCUUUUGGGGCGCUACCAAGGUCAUCUGCGGAACAUUGAGUGACGAGCAGAUCACAAUCAAGCUCUUCGAUCUUGGUUUUAAUUUUGCUCGACUCUUCUUGGAUCAUCUAGCUAAGCCAACAGUUGCAAUCAGUUAUAUAAUCGGUACAUUGCACGUUGUUUGGACGAGAACACCUGAUGUAUACUGGCAAAACCUCCCUUCCGUCUCAGCUGGCACUGUUGCUGAGCAGAUCUUCGCGAGUCCCAAGUUCAACGAGGGCCUUGACAUUGGAGCGAAGGACGGUAAUGCAGACUUGCUGUCAUGGAUCGCACCCUUCCUGAACAGUUUGCCGCCUGCAAACCGACCUCCAGCAACUCGAACGCUGACCCAUCAACUUUUCAUCAGGGUCAAGUCCACAUCAACCUCGGAUCAAGCUAGGCAAUUGUGUUUUGAAUGGGCUGUCAGAGCAUUAGUUACAACCAUUAUCCCUUUCUCCGAAGAUGAUAAAAUCCGUAAAGCAACUGCUCGACCUGUUCUGUCUGAUGUUCUCACCCUGGUCAGCACACAUUUGCCAAACAUCCUCAGCUUCCAGUACACGCGCCCCGAUAACAAGAAAGACAAGCUCCGGGAUCUGAUCGUCACCUUGGUCAGGAACACUUUAGCGUUGGAUUGCCUUAUGCUCAAGACUGAUUGGGAAGGCAUUCACGCUGGCAAUCCUGUGACGAAUAGCAGCUCGCACACCCCAGAUCUGUGGCGGACAGUCAAUCGCCACCUCGAUCCUGACCGUUCUGAUCUUUCCCAAGCUUUGCUUAUCAGCACAAUGUCUCUGACGGGCCUUGAACAAUUCCCUGCACGAAACAUGACCUCGCACAAGAUAGAGAAGGAAUCCUUCAACACAAUGUUUGGCAAGGUAGAAGAUUUGUUGAGUCAAUGCAUCGACCAUCUAGCAGAAUUUCCAGCCGAGCAUUUGGAUCCCUUGUUCUCCCAUCAGAACACGAAUAUGGCUCUGAUGGCCUUAUUGUUCUCAGGCAACGACAGCAUAUACCAGGCGACCCUUGAGCUCAUCAAGAACAUCUCGAAUCAGUCGGGUCGAAUCGAAGCACUUCACCAUGUCACCAAAGCUUUUUUUGCUAACACAUUGUAUUCCACCUGCUGGGUCUUUAGAAGGAUCGCCAACCUUAUGCCCUUUUCACCAAUUCCUAGAUUACUCAAGACAGGAAAGGAUCUCAUGGAUAUUCUAUGUGACAAUACAGGAUUGCUUCGAGAACAAUCUCUUGUAGAACGUGAUGGCAAUGCUGUUCAAGCCUUCUGGCAAUACUGCUGGGGAAUCCUCACCACCAUCUUCCGUCGAAUGGAGAAGUGGUCGGUUGAUGUGGGCGAUAGACCUCUGAUGACCGAGGUUUGCCGCAACACUAUGCAGUUCGCGCAAGCACUUUUUGGCCACUACUAUCUCUUUGUCAACGUGCUCGAGCGAAACAAGGAGCCAGAUGUCGAUGUGUCUACGCUACUGCUUAACGUCGACGUCGAGUCGACCGUCGCAUCGCCGCCGAAGGCUCUGGACUCGAUGGUGAAGUGGCUCAGACUGAGAGAUCCAUACUUGGCCGAAACUCUCGUCAACUUGAUCAUUGGCAUGCUGAGACGUCUCAAAGAGUAUGGAACUCAAAUACCACAGGACGGCUAUGCCUUAACUUUCGUCGAAGAAGUCGCCGCUGGCUCGAAUGUGAAGGGUAGAGGCACUAAAACGAUACUCAACGACAACCAAAAAGCUGAGCUAGUCAGAGCACUCGAACAGUAUACCGGCAAGCAAAUCGCGAUCAGGACAAAGGCGCAGCUCAAAAAGCAACAACGACUUGACUCCUGGACAGACCCCAACCUAAAGCAAGAAGUCAAGCCUAAGCCUGAGGUCAUUUCCAUUGACGACGACGACGAUGACGAUAUCAAGGAUGAAGAUUUGCUAGAACUCGAGAAGGUUCAAGCCAUCCGCAAACAAGGUCUACCGAUGGAGAAGAAGGAACAAAAGCCACAGCAGCAAAAGAGACCUUCGAUACCUUCGAGGCCUGCCCCUCCGUCGCUCCAAGAACAGCUAGCGAAGAAGCAAGCUGAAAGUUCAAGGACCUUCAUCGAGCAGCGGAAGAAGGCUGAAGCUGAAGCAAAAGCAAGACAAAAGGAGCUUGCUGCUCGGAGAAAAGCUGGUGCUACGCAGACAUCCAAUGCUGGCUCCGGUCUCCGUGGUCUUGGUGUACCUGGAAAAGACCAUACCACACCACGCAGUGACCUGAUGGUCUCUUCUGAAUCGGAAGACGAAGACUCUGAGGAAGACGAGCUGUUUGGAACAAGCUCGAAGACUGCAACUGCAACUGCAACAAAUGGCAUUCGUCGCCCGGAUCGAGCUGUACCUAUGCCGACCAAGAAGGUGAAGCAAGUUCGAUCGGCUAAAGACAUGAGAGCACGACUCAGUCCAGAUCUGACAGGUUUGCACAAAACGAUUCUGGCUUGGGACUUUUUCGUUGAGACUGAUACACCUCCGAAUUCAACCAAGGAUGAUUACACUCUCGUCACUAACACUUUUCGGACAGUCGAGGACUACCAGAAGACUUUUGAACCAUUACUAGUGCUUGAAGGCUGGCAAAGCUUUCGUACUGCUCGAGAGGAUGGUAGCUUCAAGGUAUUUGAAGUCAAGGUCGCUAACUCUAUGAUUGUCGAUAACUUCUUUGAGGUCAACAGUACUAUAUCGAUGAAUGAAGGUAAGGAGUUGAAUCUUGCUCCUGCUGAUGUUGUCCUUCUCUCGAAAGGUAGUCGACCUCAUGUUGAGCCUAAUGAGCCGCAUUGUCUCGCCCGAAUCAAGGAGAUAACACGAAAACGUGGCGAAAUGCAGAUCGUCUACCGAGUGAACUCAAGCAACAACAAGUUACGUAACUAUCUGAACGACAAGGCCACUGUGUUUGCGGUCAACGUGCUCUCACUGACCCCAUUGGAGAGAGAAUAUGGUGCACUCAUGGCACUGCCAUACUACGAUCUGUCGGAGGAGAUCAUACGAGCCAAGCCAUCUCCGCUGCUGGCAUAUAGGGACGAGCAAGUCGAAGGAAUUCGCGACCUUCACAAUCUGAAUGUUGCACAGGCCAAGGCUGUCAAAUCGGCAGUCGAUAAUGAUGCAUUCACAUUGAUCCAAGGUCCUCCUGGGUCUGGUAAGACGAAGACAAUUACAGCCAUUCUCAGUGCCAUGUUGACUGGCAUGGCCUCGACCAAUGGUCCUAACACGUAUCGACCACUUGGUAGUGGAGGUCCGCCACCGUCAACGAAAAAGAUAUUGGUUGCAGCUCCCAGUAAUGCUGCAGUCGAUGAGCUGGUCAUGCGCUUCAAAGAUGGAAUUAAAGUGCCAGGCGGUCAUGUACAGAAAAUCAACGUCGUGCGGCUAGGCAGGAGUGAAGCCAUUAACACUGCAGUCAAGGAUGUCACGCUUGAAGAAUUGGUCAAUGCUCGACUCAGUGAAAACGUAGGGACCAACGGGAACAGAGAAGAUAUCCAUGCGGUUAUGAUGGAGCACAAGAAAGCUUCAGACGACAUGGUUGAACUCAGGCAGAAGAUGGAUGCCACUCGACAGAAGGGUGAACAAGUCUCUCCUGCUGAUGAUCAGCUGCAGGAUGGCCUUCGGCGCAAAAAGACAGCUCUGUCCGCAAAGAUCGACCAGAUGCGAGAGCAACAAAAUUCUGCUAAUCGAGACGCUGACAUCAAUCGUCGUCGUAUACAACAGGAAAUCUUGGAUUCUGCUCAUGUGCUAUGUGCAACAUUGAGCGGUUCCGGACAUGAGAUUUUCCAAGGUCUGAACGUCGAGUUUGACACAGUGAUAAUCGAUGAGGCUGCUCAGUCGAUUGAGUUAUCUGCUCUGAUCCCACUGAAAUAUGGCUGCUCAAAAUGCAUAUUGGUGGGUGAUCCAAAGCAAUUACCUCCAACGGUAUUGUCACGGCAAGCUGCCAAAUAUCAAUAUGAACAGAGCUUGUUUGCAAGAAUGGCCAACAACCAUGGGAAAGACGUGCACCUACUCGAUGUCCAGUAUCGUAUGCACCCUGAAAUCAGUGCUUUUCCGAGCAAGACCUUUUAUGAUUCGAGACUACGUGACGGUCCCGAUAUGGCACAGCUGCGAACACGACCUUGGCAUCGAAGCCAAUAUUUCAGUCCUUAUCGCUUUUUCGAUGUCGAGGGUAUGAGUUCGUCCGCUCCAAAAGGACGCUCACUCGUCAACGAAGCUGAGAUUGAGGCUGCUAUGGCAAUGUAUGACCGACUGACCACGGACGUGCCUCGGUAUAAUUUCAAGAGAAAGAUUGGUAUCAUCACACCAUACAAGGGACAGCUGAAGUCACUCAAACAACGAUUUUCCAUGCGUUACGGCGAAGCUAUACUGGGUGCCAUCGACUUCAACACGACGGACGCUUUCCAGGGCCGAGAGAGCGAAAUUAUCAUCUUUUCCUGCGUGCGAGCAAGCACCCAGGGUAUUGGUUUCUUAAAAGACGUCAGACGUAUGAACGUGGGUUUAACGCGUGCGAAAUGUUCUCUAUGGGUACUAGGAAAUUCGCAGGCUCUGGUUCAGGGCGAGUUCUGGAAAGCUCUAGUUGAGGAUGCCAAGGCUCGAAACUUGUACACCAAGGACAACAUCCUAAGACUUCUAAGCAGGCCACUUUUGACAGAAGAUAUGAUGAAGGACGACGUUGAAAUGGAAAACAUGGACGACCAACCUACCAAUGCAUUUGGAAAUCAAAUCUCUGAUUUUACCUCAAACCCUAACACGUCUGGAGCGUCUUCGAGAUAUGGAACAGCUACCCCUACCUUCGAUAGUGCACCUUCGAGACAAGCAUCCGCCGUUCCAUCCCUAGAAUCGGGCCGGUCUUCUCCACGAGAAGUCAGCAUAGCACAAACUAAUGGUGCAAAACAAGCCAAGCAGCUAGACACUGGGCCAGCUUCCGCUCGCGGCACACUUGGGCCUUCUAAGCCUGACUCGUUACCGCGACAAAGUUCAGGACAUUCCGCAUCAUCACUCAGGGACGCAAUACCGAGAUCAUCAGUACAACCCUUGAAAGCUAAUGAUCGACCUUUCACACCAAAAGAUCAAACCUCAGGUACAGGCACCAACGGUCCAUCAGGAGGUCGAUUUGGACUGAACGCAAACAUCAACUGUACAACAUGUGGGUCUAAUGCACAUUUCUCUCACAAUUGCGACAACAGAAGGGCGCGGGAGGCGUCACUUGGCAAGUGUAUGCGUUGUGGUGGAGUGGGUCACACGAAACCAUCUUGCACCGCUAGUCGAUGUUUGGCCUGCGGCGAUUUUGGACAUAUGGAAAGUGCCUGUACCUCUGACGCAAGUCAAAGACUUGGUAGGGAGAUGCGACAGGACGUGUCGAGACAAGAGGAUGAGCAUCAGAGAUUAUUGCAGAGAAGACGAGAACAGCGAGCACAAAAACAGCUAGGUGAGCAUGGUGCUAGUAUCCCAACAGUGAAGACCGAUGGGGUUCUUGUCGACCACAGCAAACGUAAAAGAGAUUCGGAACAUGACAGAAAUGCUGCAAAGGCUCCGAGGCUUGAAAAGGAGGUACCUCAACCCACGGCAGGCGACCCCGCGACACGAAGAACAUCGGAACCAAAAAUGACGAGACCAGAUCUGGGACCAAAUGGUGCUCCUAUUAUACGUAAGAAGAGAGGCGAAAGUGCCAUGUUUGCAAAGAAGAGAUGA